Messenger RNA from Botrytis byssoidea, 1428 nucleotides. RefSeq lists its product as uncharacterized. The coding region runs from base 1 to 1428 and encodes 475 amino acids. The record is from RefSeq and is a predicted model, not a curated record. Lineage: Eukaryota; Fungi; Ascomycota; Leotiomycetes; Helotiales; Sclerotiniaceae. The transcript has 3 exons. Gene Ontology annotation, molecular function: kynureninase activity; pyridoxal phosphate binding. Gene Ontology annotation, cellular component: cytoplasm. Gene Ontology annotation, biological process: NAD+ biosynthetic process.
AUGGGUUCCAUAGCAAAGGAAGUACAGCCAUCGACAAAGGUUGAGAAGCCAACCUUCUCAUCCAAAGCAAAUACACUUGAAUUUGCGCAAUCACUUGAUGCUAAAGAUCAUAUGCGAAGAUUUCGCGAUCAAUUCAUUAUUCCAUCAAAAGCCAACAUUAAAACAAAGAAGCUUGCAAAACCAGGUCUUUCCGAUGAAUCAUCCAUAUAUUUCUGUGGAAAUAGUUUAGGUCUCCAACCUAAAUGUGUUCAAGAGUAUCUUCAAGCUCAUCUUGAUACCUGGUCUUCCAUUGCUGUCCACGGUCAUUUCCGUGAUUUGGAAGAUUCUCCUCUAACACAAUGGCAAUUACUCGCUGAACAUACUUCUAAGCAAUGUGCACCCAUUGUAGGAGCCAAGGCUUCCGAAGUUGCGAUCAUGGGUACUUUGACUACGAAUUUGCAUUUAUUGAUGGCUUCUUUUUACACACCCACUCCGGAAAAGAGUAAGAUUAUUAUGGAAUGGAAAGCAUUCCCCAGUGAUCACUAUGCUAUCGAGUCACAAAUUAGAGGACAUGGAUAUAAUCCCGAAGAAGCUAUGGUAAUGAUUGCACCAGAUGAGGGAAGCUAUGAGAUUUCUACUGAGAAAAUCCUCCGUACAAUUGACGAGCAUGCAUCUACUACCGCUCUUCUUCUCUUACCCGGUAUUCAAUACUACACCGGACAACUUUUCGAUAUCAAGACUAUUACAGCAUAUGCACAAUCGAAGGGAUUGAUGGUAGGAUGGGAUCUAGCACAUGCAGCUGGAAACGUCCCACUACAACUUCAUGAUUGGAAUGUCGAUUUUGCGGUUUGGUGUACGUAUAAGUACAUGAAUGCCGGACCUGGAAGUAUCGCAGGUGCAUAUGUGCAUGAGAGACAUGGAGAGGUGGAUUAUAGUGAAGGAGAAGAGAACCCAAAGUACAGACAUAGAUUAAUGGGAUGGUAUGGAGGAGAUCAAAGUUGUCGAUUCUUGAUGAACAACAAAUUCCGUCCCUCUCCCGGUGCCUCCGGCUACCAAGUCAGCAAUCCGUCAGUCGUUGAUCUCACCUCUCUCUGCGCCGCCCUUUCAAUCUUCAACCAGACAUCCAUGGCUGAGAUCUCUCAAAAAACUCUCCACCUAACCGCCUACCUCGAACAUCUCCUCUUAUCAACCAAUACCUCAGAUUCCCCCGCUUUCCGCAUCAUCACUCCUUCCGACCCUUCAGCAAGAGGAACACAACUUAGCGUUCUGUUAAAACCUGGACGUUUGGAAACUCUCUCAGACAUGCUCGAAGACGCAGGUAUUGUUGCCGAUAAGAGAAAACCAGAUGUCAUUCGUGUGGCGCCUGUACCACUCUACAAUACAUAUGAGGAUGUAUGGAACUUUGUACAGAUUUUUAACAAGGCUUUGGAGAAAUGUGAAAAGGCUUAA